ACACUUCCCAUUGAACGGUGAAGUUUCAUAAGAUUCACGUUUGUUUUUUAUUUGGCCGUGGAAAAAACAAAAUUUAUUAAUUAAAAAUGAGAAUAACACAAUUUCUUCGAUCAAAAUUGAAGAACUUCUCAAAUUUUCCAAAGGAAUACAUUGAGAGAAGUAAAAAACAGGUCUACUAUGAGACUCCCAAAGGAACACCACAAUACCUCAAUCGCACCGUUGAACGUAAACGCUAUCGCUAUACCAUGAAUCGUCCGUGGACCGGACAUUUCCGUCAACAAAAUAUGCCCGGUACCAUUAGGAAAAAAGUCCAGAUUACACCCAUAGAGGACUGGAGCUAUUUCCGUGGUGAUCGCGUUGAAAUUUUGGUUGGCAAAGAUAAGGGCAAACAUGGCCUGGUCACACAAGUUAUACCCGAACGUAAUUGGGUAGUUGUUGAUGGUAUUAAUUGGCAUUAUCGCACUGUCGGAGCUGAGGAUGGUUUUCCCGGUGUUCUGAUUAGAUCAGAAGCACCAUUGGAUGUAACCAAGGACAUACGUUUGGUCGAUCCAUCCGAUUUGCAAGGCUGUGAGUUUGAAUGGCGUUAUACUGAAGAUGGUGAAAAAGUCCGUGUAUCAGUGCGCACCGGCCGUAUAAUACCCAUUCCUGAGUCGAAUAAUCAUACUCAUGAUUAUAAGGCCAAAGCUGCUUAUAUUGAAAGAGAAGGAAAGGAUACUCCAGCUACCGUUAUUCAAGAAGUCACCUUUAAACCCAAACUUUCUACCUUCGAAAUGGAUAUUAUGGAAGAAAUGGGCAUAGAAGAAGAUCGUAUACCCAAAAAGAGUUAUUGGUAUUAAAUUAGCCAAAACAACCCAAAGCAACUAGUA
Musca vetustissima is the source of this 866-nucleotide messenger RNA. RefSeq names its product large ribosomal subunit protein uL24m (gene mRpL24). The record is from RefSeq and is a predicted model, not a curated record. Gene Ontology annotation, cellular component: ribosome; mitochondrion. Gene Ontology annotation, molecular function: RNA binding; structural constituent of ribosome. The transcript has 5 exons. NCBI's taxonomy places the organism in Eukaryota, Metazoa, Arthropoda, Insecta, Diptera, Muscidae. Gene Ontology annotation, biological process: translation. Bases 87 to 836 code for a protein of 249 amino acids.